AUGAUUUUUUAUAAAUGUAAAAGAGGAAUACACUUUUCAUUUGCUCUUAAACUUCUCAUUACUGCAAGUUUCUCUAAUGACAUUUAUUUGAUAGUAAUAUCCUCGGUGAAUAUAUUUACAAUAUUAUUGAUAUUGAAUAAGAAAUAUACACCAAUUUGGAAAUAUUUCAGAAUAAUUUUGCUUUUAGAAUUGUGCUUUAAUGAUUAACCUUUUGGACCUGCUAUUGUUGCAUCAAUCAAAUAUAAAAUUAAAUACAAGAUCAUUAUCUUGUCUUAUUAUAUUUUGAGAGUAAGUUUAUUUUUUUUUAAUACCUUCAAGAUUAUUGAUUGGAUUUAUUUAGGAAUCCUUUUUGUAGGUUUUAACACAUACUUUUAUAUGCAUGUAAUAACUGUUUUAUUUUUAGGAUAUAAAGUAAACAGACAGUAAAAUAAAUUCUUAAUCUCAAAGGAAACUCACUUAAUUUGAUAUUCCAUCUUAAAAUGAUUCUAAUGAUGUUAUUGAUUUCUUCAAUUAUAUACCUUUAGGAAUAUGUUUAUUAGAUAGUAAUUAUAAUAUAGUGAAUUCUAAUCAUAAAACUAAAAAAUAUUGUUCAAAUAUCAAAGAAGAUAAUUUAUAAUAACAACUUUUUUUAAUGAUUCAAAGGUAAAGUAUCUUAUAAUAUUAUUCUUAGAGCUUGGAUUCAACAAUAAUAGAUUCCAAGUGCUUUAAGAAUAGAGAGGAGAUCUUUAUUUAAUUCUUCUGAAGAUUAUGGAUCAGAUUUUUAAUUAAGAAGAAUGCAAUCUUUUAGUUAAAGUAGAAAAAAAGCAAUUUCAUUUACUUCUUGUAGAUAAUAUAAUAAUCCUAUUGAUAUUGUAUAAAUAAUCAAUAAAUACAAAUCUAAAGGUAUUUCAGGAAGUAUCAAUCUUAACUCCCUUAAAUAUAGAGAUUAAAUUAAUAUGAAAACAUAUGAAAUUAAGAUAUAUGAAAUAUCAAAAGGAUUAUUGAUCAUGAUAAAAAACAUAACAAAAAAAGAGAAUUAAAUUGAUAUGAAAGAAAGAUAUCAUUUUCAAUAAAUGCUUAUCAAUUCUUUUUCACAUGAAUUACGAACACCUUUAAAUUGUUCUCUAUCACUUUUACAAACAUUAGAACAAUAAAUUAAACCAGAAUUAAAUGAUACAUAUUUAAGACCUGCAAUAAUCUCUAAUAAAAAAUUAUUACAUCAAAUUAAUGAUAUAUUAGAUUUUGCUAAUUUUGAAGUUUAAACAUUCAAAUUAAGACCUACUAUUUUCAAAUUGUCAAAUUUAAUAUAAACAAUAGAAGAUUAUUUUAAAGCAGAAUGUUAAUAAAAGAAAAUUGAUUUCGUGAUUUAAUCUUGUGAAGAUGCUUAUAUUAGAAAUGAUUUCGAUAGAAUUUUAUAAAUUUUAGUUAAUUUAUUGAAUAACUCAGUUAAAUAUACAAAACAAGAAGGGAUUAUUUAAUUAAAUGUUAAAAGAGUUGGAUCAUUGUAUCAAUUCGAAGUCUUUGAUACAGGAUGUGGAAUUUCAGCUGAGAAAUUAUUUUUAAUAAAUAAAAUUCUAUAAAAUUAAGAAGUUGAUAUUGCUAGAAGGGGUGAAGAGGAUUACAUUUUAUAUGUAGGUUUAGGUCUAAAAGUAUCAAGUCAAAUUGCUAGACAACUUUGUGAUAAAGGAGAAUUAAGUAUAACAAGUUAAUUGAAUCAAUUUACAAAUAAUAGAUUCAUUGUAAAAGAUUUAUAAUCUUAUGAUGAAGCAUUAAUAAUACCAACUGAUGAAUGUAUUUAAGAACCAUACAAAAGCAAAGUUAAAAAUAAAUGUAAUUGUCAAAAUGUAUUAAUUGUUGAUGAUAUUCCAUUCAAUCAUUUAGCAUUUAUUACAGUAUUAAAAUACUUCAAUAUCAAAAGUGAUAGUGCUUAUGAUGGAUAAAUGGCUAUUGAAAUGAUUAAAAAUAGAUAUAAGAAUUGUCAUUGUGCUUAUAAAUUAAUUUUCAUGGAUAUUGAUAUGCCUGGAAUUGAUGGAUAUUAGACAACUAAAGAAAUUUAAGAAUUUUUAGAAUAGAAUGGAAUGAGUUCCACUAUUAUUAUGUGCAGUGCAUUUGAUAGUAAAGAUAAUAUAGAUAUUGCUUAUAAGAGUGGUAUGAAAGAUAUUCUACCAAAACCAAUUGAAACUAGUCGACUCAAAAAAAUACUAAAUAAAUAUUAUUUUUGA
Molecule: messenger RNA, 2201 nt
Organism: Paramecium pentaurelia
Lineage: Eukaryota; Ciliophora; Oligohymenophorea; Peniculida; Parameciidae
Source: the annotation of a GenBank genome assembly